AUGACUCUCUCUGUUCACCCCGCAACUGCCGAGGACAUCCCUCGAAUCCUCGACAUUCAAUCGACAGCGCUCAGGCAAAGUGGCUUUUUCCGUGCUUGUGGAGAAAUUAACAACCCGGGUGGUUUCCAGGACCAUGAUGAAAAAUAUCCCGAGCCCAUACGACGAGAACUUCAGACAAAGCGACUGGUUUAUCAGAUGGAACAUGACCCCGGGUUCCACCUCCUUAAAUGUGUCGACGAUGAGACGGGAGAGAUUCUGGCCUUUGCGAAGUGGAAUGUCUAUGUUGGCGGCCCCCAGGCGCUGCAGAGAUGGAGGGAGCAGAUGAAAACGGGCGAAGAUAUGUUUGUUCCUGAGGGAGCGAAUGUCGAGGGAUAUAGAUAUUGCAUGGGCAAGCUCUUUGAUAAUAGAAAGCUAUUCUUCGGUGAAGAAGGGAGGGAGAAUUGUGUUCUUGCAUUGCUGGCCACUGACCCUGCACAUGAACGACGGGGUGCUGGAACGUUGCUGGUAAACUGGGGCUGCGAUCUUGCCGAUAAACAUGGCGCAGAGACAUAUCUGGAAGCGUCACAGAGGGGAUACCCUGUUUAUGAACGACGUGGAUUUGAGGUUAUUCCGGCAACUGAAAAACAAUCAGCAAAACUACAUUUUGAUGCCAGCAAGUAUACUGGUAGAGGUCUAGGAGAAGGAGGCCAGGGUGAUUGGGCAAGGCUCACCAUCAUGGUGCGUAAGCCUAAGCCUACCAAGGGAUGAGUAUUUGGACCCCCGAAGAUAGUCAAAACUCAUAAGCUAGAUUAAUAUCUUCCGAUACACAAAUAUUGCUUUGAUACAUCACAACUUUCCAUUAUCAGGGGUAUCAAUCCGAGCAAGUCCAACUCCGUGUUGCCUACUAACCAACGCCGUUCAAACAAUUGAGUUUCUGAAUUUUAGCCAGCCUGGUAAACGGCUGGACCAGCAACAACAUGUGAAUCUAUCAGACUCAAAUUGAAAGGAGUUAGGAACAAAUCCUCAUCCGUAAUUGCAAUGAAGACCGUUCCAUUCACUGCUGGAUCUCCUUCAAAAGUCGCAAAAUCCGGCUGCACCGUUGUACC
Messenger RNA from Trichophyton rubrum CBS 118892, 1085 nucleotides. RefSeq lists its product as uncharacterized. Bases 1 to 747 code for a protein of 248 amino acids. Gene Ontology annotation, molecular function: acyltransferase activity, transferring groups other than amino-acyl groups. NCBI's taxonomy places the organism in Eukaryota, Fungi, Ascomycota, Eurotiomycetes, Onygenales, Arthrodermataceae. The record is from RefSeq and is a predicted model, not a curated record. The transcript is spliced from 2 exons.